Condylura cristata (star-nosed mole) is the source of this 1311-nucleotide messenger RNA. It is a transcript of the gene PTN, whose product is annotated as pleiotrophin. Lineage: Eukaryota; Metazoa; Chordata; Mammalia; Eulipotyphla; Talpidae. Gene Ontology annotation, molecular function: growth factor activity. The record is from RefSeq and is a predicted model, not a curated record. The transcript is spliced from 5 exons. The coding region runs from base 371 to 877 and encodes 168 amino acids.
AACCAGCUUCCCAAUCAGCUCGCGAGGGGACUGCGCGCUCCCUCCCGCGCCCCGCCGCGUCCGCUCCUGCCCGCGCCUCCCAUCCCUCCCUUUCUUCAUUUCCUUUCCGUUCCCUCCCUGCCUGGGCGUAGCUGAGGCGAAGGCUGGAUCAGGUUCCCCCGCCUUCCAGCCCGAAAACCCCGCCGAGGGAGCCGCCGAGCGGAGGCAGAGCCCGAGGGGAGCGAGGGGAAGAAAGACCCGCGAGCCGCCGUCCGGGAGGGGUGCAGCAGCCGCGGCGCGGGCAGCAGCGAUCGGCACCUGGCCCGCACGGGAGACCUCGCCCCUGCAACAAAGGCAGCCCGGGCGCGCGCCGCACGCUUGCAACUCUAAAAUGCAGCCCCAACAGUCCCAGCAGCAGCGUCGAAAAUUUGCAGCUGCCUUCUUGGCAUUCAUUUUCAUUUUGGCAGCUGUGGACUCUGCUGAAGCAGGAAAAAAAGAGAAACCAGAAAAAAAAGUAAAGAAGUCUGACUGUGGAGAAUGGCAGUGGAGCGUGUGUGUGCCCACCAGUGGGGACUGUGGGCUGGGCACCCGCGAGGGCACCCGCACUGGAGCAGAGUGCAAGCAAACCAUGAAGACCCAGAGAUGUAAGAUCCCCUGCAACUGGAAAAAGCAAUUUGGAGCGGAGUGCAAGUAUCAAUUCCAGGCCUGGGGAGAAUGUGACCUGAAUACCGCCUUGAAGACCAGAACUGGGAGUCUGAAGCGAGCCCUCCAUAAUGCUGAAUGUCAGAAGACAGUUACCAUCUCCAAGCCCUGUGGCAAACUGACUAAGCCCAAACCUCAAGCAGAAUCUAAGAAGAAGAAAAAGGAAGGCAAGAAACAGGAGAAAUUGCUGGACUAAAGGAUGCCAUCUUCUGCGAAAAAUGAAACGGACAUCAGCAGACAGGACCAGUUAACUAUUGCAUUUAUACCUACCAUAGGCUUUUUAUUCAGAAAUACCCAUAGCUUAAGUACAAAAUAGGCAGAAAAAAAAAGAAAGAAAAUUUUUUGUAGUAGCAUUUUUUAAAUGUAUACCAUAGUACCAUUAGAGGCUUAUAAUACAGGACUGUAAUCCUACUUAGAAAGUUACUUAUAGUAUCUGAUAAAUGAUAGCAAAUUGAGGUAAGUUUUUUUGAAGUUAUGUGAUAUUUUACAUUUAAAGUCUUUCUUUUUUACACUUUUUCCCCCUUUUGGCAGUCAUUUAAAUGUUAUGAUCAUGUAAACUACUUCUCUUGUUAGGUAAUUUUUUCACCUAGACUUUUUUUCCCAGUUGAGAAAAAUAUAUACUAAACAAAA